Messenger RNA from Myripristis murdjan (pinecone soldierfish), 3490 nucleotides. Its product is annotated as ankyrin repeat and BTB/POZ domain-containing protein 2-like. Gene Ontology annotation, cellular component: nucleosome. The record is from RefSeq and is a predicted model, not a curated record. Gene Ontology annotation, molecular function: structural constituent of chromatin; protein heterodimerization activity; DNA binding. NCBI's taxonomy places the organism in Eukaryota, Metazoa, Chordata, Actinopteri, Holocentriformes, Holocentridae. The transcript has 17 exons. Bases 105 to 3203 code for a protein of 1032 amino acids.
GCUCUAACUGGGAGUGAAACUCGGCUCUUAAUGGAAAGGAUUCGCUCUUUUCUCGAUUGUGCGUAAAGUAAUCAGCGCAUUUAGAAAUCGAACAUUCCUCUACCAUGUCGAGCAGUCUCUUAAUUAAAACCCUGGAGGACCUGAGUCUUGAUUCGGGCUAUGUGGCCGGGGAUUCCUGCCCAUCCCUCACUCUGUCCUCCUCUAGGCAGUCUCAGUCCCAUGUGAGCUCCCCUUACCGGGGGUCCUGGUGGCAGCACGCCGGCUCUCUCUACAGCCGGAAUGGCAGCUGGGACACGGUGAGCACGGUGCCGGAGGACGCGGCGGACAUCCUGGCCAAGUGUCCCUGUUUGCCAGAGCUGGAUGAAUCCCCGUGGACAGAGCAGGAGCUACGGGAAGUCGUGCGUAAAGUCGCCGGCUCAGGCUCAGCGUUCACGGGGGACGCUGUACACCGGCUGUCGGUUUUCCUGCGCAGGGCCUUGAUCCGCAUCUCCAGAGAAGCGCAGAGGCUGAGCGAGCUGCACAGGCGGUGCACACGCCUGGAGGUGCAGAGUGCGAUGAAUCUGGUGCUGAGCUGGGGUCUGGCUGAGAGAUGCGUGUCCUCCACGGUGAAGGCCAUCUCCCUGCACUGCAUGAGCUCCGGUGACACCGUGCGUCAGCGGGGCAAAUCUGCGCGCUGCGGGCUCACGCUCUCUGUGGGUCGCUUCUUCAGGUGGAUGGUGGAAACGCGCCUGUCAGUGCGUGUGCAUGAGUACGCGGCCGUGUGCCUGACAGCCUGCAUGGAAAGUCUGGCCGAGGAGGUGGCCGGACGGACUCUGCAAGCGGCGAGGCUGAGCGGGGAGGAGGUCACCUGCUGCCCGGUAACCGCUGAAGUGCUGGAGGGAGCUGUCAACAACGACGCUGAGCUGUGGGGGCUGCUGCAGGUCUAUGAGCAUCUAAUAUGUGGCAAAACUUCCAGCGGUGAGCUAUCACUGCCAGCCCAUGUCAGUCCAUACACGAAGGUUCCCGAGGAGCCAGUGGAGAGCAGGGAGGCGGCUUACAUCCAGCUGGAGUUACGCACCUUGGAGCAAGCCCUGCUGGCCACCUGUGUGGGUAGCAUCGCUGAGCUCAGUGAUCUGGUUUCUCGUGCGAUGCGCCACAUGCAGCGUUUACGCAGUGUGAGCCCCUCCAUCAGCCCUGCUCGCUCGGGGAGUCAGCUGUCGGUAUCCUGGGCCCCGGACGCCCUCCGCACGCUCUACUACUUCCUGUCCAGUCCACAGAUGGAGUCCCUGGAGAACCCCAACCUGGAGCCUGCUACCAUGACGCUCAGCAAGGAGAGGCCCUUCCUGCUCCUCCCUCCGCUCAUGGAGUGGAUCAGGGUCGCCCUGGUUCACGCCGAGCAUCGCCGCAGCCUGUUGGUGGACAGCGAUGACAUCAGACAGGCAGCCAGACAGCUCCUCCCUGGGUUGGAUUGUGAGCCCAGACAGCUGAAGUCAGAGUGCUGUUUCCACUCGUUUAAGUGUCUGGAUGCGGAGGCCGCUUCAGCCAAGUUCCAGCUGGACCUCGGCUUCAGGAUGCUCUCCUGUGGCCGAGCUGACCUGGUCAGCCAGGCCACACAGCUUCUGGGAGCCGAAGGGGUCAAUACUAUGGAUGAUCAGGGCAUGACUCCACUGAUGUACGCCUCCUCAGCAGGAGAUGAGGCGUUGGUCCAGAUGCUAAUAGAUGGUGGAGCUAACCUGGACCUGCAGGUCCCAGGCUGCUCCCCCAAACACCCAUCGGUGUACCCUGGCAGUCGACACUGGGUGGGCCUGACAUUCGCUGUGCUGCACGGUCACCUCUCUGUGGCUCAGCUGCUCCUGGAGGCAGGCGCUGAUGUGGAGGGAGGAGCCCUGACGGACGGCCAGGAGAGCUGGGCUGAGACUCCGCUCCAGCUGGCCUCUGCUGCAGGUGACUACGAAAUGGUGAGCCUGCUGCUCACCCAUGGAGCCGACCCCCUGCUCAGAGUGCAUCAUGGGAAUUCUCUGACACCCCCGCUGUACGAGGACAUGAACUGCUUCAGCUACGCUGCAGCGCAUGGCCACAGGAACGUCCUGAGGAGGCUCCUGCUGCAGCCCCGGCAGAGGAAGGAGGACAUCCUCUCUCUGGAGGAGAUCCUGGCUGAGGGAGUGGAGGAGGAGCAGACACACAAGGCCAGCACUCCCAAACAGUCUGCUGCCCCUCGCCCCCCAAGUGCUGGUCCCAGCCUUUGUAAAGCCAGGAUGAAAGCUCUCCAGCAGGCAGCCUAUUACAGUGCUGAGCACGGGUACCUUGAUGUGACCAUGGAGCUAAGAAUGAUGGGUGUUCCAUGGAGGCUCCAUGUGUGGCUGGAGUGCCUCCAGAGGGCCCAGCAGCUGUCCAGGGACGAAGUCACCCUCUCUCUCCUCAAUGAGUUUCCCUCUAUGAAGACAGAGGACUACAGCCAGGAGCUCCUCUCCACAGGCAUACCACUCAUGUUCAGCAUGCUUGUAACCAGCAAGGACUAUGUGAUAACCAAGAGGCUAGCGUCUGUGUUUUCCCACUGCUAUGGCCGCACUCCUGUUCCUCCUGUCCCAUCCAUGGAUGUCAGUUUGUCUACACAUCUAGAUGUUCAUUUCCUGAAUAAUCAAGAGAUGUCAGAUGUAACAUUCAUGGUAGAAGGGCGGCCGUUCUUCUCCCAUCGGGUGCUCCUGAUGUCAGCCUCUGAGAGGUUUCGGUGCAUGCUCGGCGACUCCCCUGACAACAUCAUCCACAUCAGCAACAUGAACUACAGCACAUUCCAGAUGAUGAUGAAGUCUCUGUACUGUGGAGGAACAGAGGGAGUCACCGUGUCACGCUCUGAUGCCAUGGAGUUACUGCCGGUGUCCAGUUUCUUCCAGCUGAAGGGGCUCCAGAGGUGCUGUGAGAUGCAGCUGUCAAGAAGCCUGACUCUGGAUUGUGCUGUUAACACCUACCUGACUGCUAAGCACCACGGAGCGUCUGAACUACGGAGAUUUUGUGAAGGAUUCUUCCUCCAGAACAUGGAGCAGCUCCUGCAGAGAGAGGACUUCCACCGCCUCCUCCUAGGAGGGCUGGGCCAGGAUCAGCUCUUCCCACAGAUGGACACCUGCGCUGGGCCAGGACAGCACCAGCUGCACCCCGUCCUCCUGUGGGAUCUGGAGGCCGCACUGGUCCACAGACUUUACACGCUCUACCCCUCGUGUCGAGAGUAAAGGCACAGCCAUAGCUACCGUUGUCGUUGACUUGCAUCAGCAUUAAAAACUGAAAACUGAAAUGUAUGGGAAUACUAGCCAUAUAUCCCCACAUAAGUCUUAGUAGUGAGAUCACGUUAGUGUAGAUCAUAGAUGAAGAAUACAUUGCGAAAAAUGUCCUUCUUAAUCUUAUCAAAUUUUUCAAAAUGAGUGAACUAUGCAUUGAAGUUGGACAUUUUUGGCAGUUUGCACAGAGUUAAGGAAGCCAUCCUAGUGGGUGUAUAUUCUCAGCAGCGGUGUGUAGGGAA